Messenger RNA from Rhodotorula toruloides NP11, 2331 nucleotides. RefSeq lists its product as uncharacterized. The record is from RefSeq and is a predicted model, not a curated record. The coding region runs from base 1 to 2331 and encodes 776 amino acids. Lineage: Eukaryota; Fungi; Basidiomycota; Microbotryomycetes; Sporidiobolales; Sporidiobolaceae. The transcript is spliced from 8 exons.
AUGGACCACUCGGACCCGCUCUUUGGCGCACAGCACGCCGCGUUCGCGUUCCAGCUCGACCCCUCGACUUCUCCCCACCUCGCCAACCUCGACGCGAAUAACUCGGGCCUGUCGUCCGCGGGAAGCUCGGGAUGGGGUCAGCACGGUCACCAGCAGGAUCACUUUGCGUCGGGACUCUCACAGGACGAUCUCGCGUGGGUCGAACAGCAGCUCUCGCUCGCCGCAACCUCGUCCCCUCCCUUGUUCGGGUCGAGCACGGCACCUUCUCUCCCCGCCGUACAUGAGCAAGCUCCAGCGCAACCACACGCCUUUCCGCCCGUCUCGGCAGCGCGGUUCCAUCCGUACCAGCUGCCGCCUGAACGAGCGCAGCGUCUUCGCCCUCCCGGUCCUUCCGCGCAAAUCAACCUCGCCUCGACCGUCGCGCAACAUCCAACUCCUCCUCAACCGCAGCGACAGCACUCCUUCCCCUACCAGCCUCAGCAGCAACAACUUUCGCCGGCGCAUGGCGGCUUCAGCGGAGGAGACGGACUCAACUGGCCCAGCUUUUCCUCCUUCGCGCCGUCGUUCGCACCCGUUCCUGCACCUCCCGCACCUUCACUGCCGAAGCCUCGUCAACUCGUCCAGUACCCGCCUCACGACUCGCCCUCUCCCCUUCUCCUUCCCGACGAGCCGACUCCGCCUUACCCCGCCGCGCCCCAUGCCUCGCCCGCCACACCCAGCACCCUCCCCAACGCCUACAGCUCGCCUCAGCCUUUCUCAUCGGCACCUACUUCGACAAACGUAGCACCCACACCGCGGCGUCGUCGAGCCCGUUCCGCUCCUCCGCCUCCUCGUCCUUCCUCCGCCUUGCGCCCUGCAACCCUUCCACCCGCCGAAACCGACUCGACGAAAGACACUUCGCGCGCCUCACAACUCGACGAACUCUUCACCUGGCUCGACGCGCAACGAUGGUCCUUCUCGACCCUCUUCACCGCGCUGUCCGACCUCUCCUCCGCUUCCGCCUCCGCUACAAGCGGGAGUGACCGAACACUCGCCAUGGAGCACAAGAGACGGAUGGAGGACUUCCUUUCGCUCGACGAGCCUUUGUCCCUUUCCUUUACCGCUUCUUCCGCCCCUUCAAGCGCCGACUCCCUCGCCCUCCUGCGCGAAGCCAAACGCCGCUGGGCUCUCAAGCGCGACUCCUCACUCGCCGAGGUCGAGAAAGGACCGGACGAGAUCGUGCGGAUGUGGGAAGACCUAGGCGGGUUGGGACGGAAGAGGGAGGGCAAUAUGCAGAGCGCUGUGAGGGAGUUGAGGGCGAAUGUGCAUGAUGGGGCUGUGGCGGGAUCGGUCAUUCGACGGAUUAUCAACCGGUAUGGAGAGGCGUACAACGAAGCUGCGAGCGACAUCAAGCGCCUCGACGCGGCCCUCUCGCAACCUCCCACUCCACACCUCACCUCCGCCCCUCGCGAAGCCUCUGUCUGGACCGGCACGCUCGUGAUCCCCAGCACGCAGGCGGACAUCCUGCAGCAGUGGUUGAUGAGUCCUGCGCGGCGGGAAGGGCAGAGGGAGAGGGGACAGAUUGAUCCGGAGCACAUGCGCAUCUACUCGUCGCUUUCGCCGCUGGACUUGCACGCUCGAGGCGCGGAACUCUGCCGCGUCCUCCUCCUCCGCGACGCAGACUGCAUGCGCAACUUCGGCCACCUCUACGACCGCCUCCAGUCGUUCACCAUCGGUCCCGUGAUCGCGCCGCUCGAUACGUGCGGAUUCGCGAUUUACGACGACGGCUCGUUGUACCAUCAUGCGGUGCAGACAUAUCUGCAGUUGUGUGUGCGGUAUCCGUCGUUCAGGGAGGGGAAGGACGCGACAAUCACGAUCCUCCCCGACCUGCCACCGCCCGUCCACCCAACCCCUCUCGAGACUCUCCUAAUCGACCGAGCCCUCCACGCGCACUGGGACUUCCUGCGCCUCUUCCUCCUCUCCUCGCACGGGGGGUUGCUUCGCUCGGCGGUACGGUCGUUCGCGGGCGUCAAGCUGAGCAAGGUGGAUUUGUUGAGUGUGUGCGAUGAUACCAAGGCGGUAAUCGAGGCGUUGGAGAAGAGCAAGAAGAGUAAGAACGACCGCAUCCUCCCCUACGAUCCCUCGAUCUCGCAAAUCCGCAACGCCUGGCGGCAACAAGCUCUGUGGGACCCGACGGCUGAACUGGUCCUGUGGAGCGCGGCGACGACGCAUUUCCUCGAGUUGAGCGCGUUGUUCCCGCAGUUUGGCGGUGGAGUGAGGGAGUUGCCUGGGUUGGAGAGCUUGUUACAGCGCACGACGGGGCAGAACGGGGUAAUAGCGAUGCAGUCAUAG